Molecule: messenger RNA, 408 nt
Organism: Zophobas morio
Lineage: Eukaryota; Metazoa; Arthropoda; Insecta; Coleoptera; Tenebrionidae
Product: proteasome assembly chaperone 4-like
Exons: 1
Coding region: 1-408 (135 amino acids)
Biological process (GO): proteasome assembly
Source: RefSeq, a predicted model, not a curated record
AUGUCGGAAAAGGAGGAUCGAUUGACUGGCGAAGACGGUAUCAAAGUGGAGUACACAACCUCAAACUUCACAAUUCAUAAGUUUAAUGCAGUCAUUUCUGAACGAAAAAUAGUGUACCAAGUUGUAAAAAUGACAGACUCGUUGCUUAUAUUCAUAAACGAGAAAGACAAUAUGCAGUUUAGUACUCUGUUCUUGUCGUUGAUGAACCGGUAUGACACUCAACCAAUCUGUACUCGACUUUUCGGUGACUUUACUGUAGAAGUUUCAAAAGGGAUAGCCUCAAGACUCGCAAAGAAAUUGUGCAAAGCAGUGUACGUAAGUUGUAACAUGGAGGAAGAUAGGACGUUAUUAACUUUAAUAGAGCAACGAAUGUAUGAGGAAAUUAAAGAAAAUCCAGACAUGUUUUAA